AGAAAUUCUAAAAACAAAACUAGAGAGAGAGAAAAUAAAAGAAGACAGAAAAAAUAAAAAAAAAGAGAGAUAGAGAGCGAUUCAAUCACCCCUUCCCCCAAAACCCUAACUCGAUCGUUAUAUUCUCGGUACAAUCCCAAUCUUUCAUCUCCUUAGAUCUCCAAUUAUAGCUACGAGAUCUCUCUAAAUAAUCGAUUCUCUCUUUUUGUUUAAGAAUCCAGGAAAAUUUCUAGCAUUAGCCUGCGAAGAAAUGUCUCCAGCCUCCAGAUCUAAACCCAAGGAUAAAUCCUCAGCAAGGGCAGCCAAGGAACAGCAGAAAUCUUCAUCCAAGGCCUCUGUACCUGGUACAACAGGAAAUGGUGCUCCAGCAAGUGCAUACAACCCACUUCUGGGAACCUUUCACACCCUUGAUACCGCACCACCUGUCUCCUCACCACCUCCUCACAGCAACAGUCGGUUUCGGAAUAUAGACCAGACAGAUGAGCAAUCAGGUAGCUCGGUAGGGACUGGUGCGGAAUAUGAUUCUGUCUCUAACAACGAUAGUUGCUCUGGGGAGUCCGAAGACCACAAAGACAAGAUCCUCACCACCAAUAUUAAACAAGAUUCUAUCCCUGGAUGUGACAAUGACAAGCGAGAAAAGAUCCGACAGAAGAAUGAGAGGAAGCACCAGCGUCAGAGAGAGAGGAGAGCCCAGGAGUUGCAUGAGAGGUGCAGUGGUUAUCUCAUAUCCAGGAAACUGGAAGCACUUGCUCAGCAACUUGUGGCGAUGGGCUUCUCUUCCGAACGUGCAACUAUGGCCCUGAUAUUGAAUGAGGGUCGGAUUGAGGAAUCAGUUAAUUGGCUAUUUGAGGGAGGAGAAGAAUCAGCUCAGCAGAAAAGUGCUAAUCUUGAUGGCGGGGGUAGUAAUUUGAAAAUUGAUAUAACGGAAGAGCUUUCUCGGAUUGCAGCGUUGGAAAUAAAAUACGGGUUCUCAAAGCCAGAGGUUGAAAGAGCUGUUGUAGCAUGUGAAGGAGAUCUAGAGAAGGCAUCUGAGAACCUUAAAGCACAGAAGCAGCAAGAACAACCCACUUCUUUGCCAAAGACGGAUGAUACUGGCGGAGAUCAGCAAGUGCAUAAUAGUACCAGUAAAAUGCCAGUCUCUGCCUCUCCGAACAUAAUGAAACCACCGGCCAGGGCCUCAACUGGCCCGAUAACAAUACAACAGAGAAAAGAUGAUAGAGAUUUUAACUACACCAAGGCAACAGUAGCAGCAGCGGCUUCAGUUGUGGCAUCUCCAGAGUCUUUGAGCAGAAACUUACAAUCUUUGAGGAAGAGUCAGCCAAAGCCAGAGUGGGCAAGACCACCGGUACAAGCUGCAACAUCAGUAGAAAAGAGGUGGAUGCCGAAUGGGGGAUCAAGUUCUUCAUCUGCUUCAUAUUCUUUGGCUCCUCCUUUGCAAGGUUCUUCACCACCGCCACAACCAGCAGCGAAAGUGGAGGCUCGGUAUGUUGUUGCUGGAAGUGAAGGUAAGAAUCUUCAGACAGGAGCUGUAAGGGAACCUGUGAUCAUGAUGCAACGACCACAAUCCGCUAAUGCGAAGCAGAAUAAUAAUAUUACUCCAGCCACAAGCAUUAGUGCCUCGCCGCCAGGAACUGCUGGAUGGUAUCCACCGAACCAUCACUCUAACAGUUCCCCAAAUGUUGAGCUCUUGAUGAAAUCCAAUGUCGGUGGUUUAUCAUCACCACCAUAUAUUCCGAGCCCAAGAAAUCCUACCCAGCCCAGCAUUAUAAACUCUCAGCAGUUUUACCAGCAAAGUCAUUAUCAGCCACAGCAGCAGCAGCAGCAACAACCAUAUAUGUCUAAUCCAAAUCUGGUAAUAGAUACUUCUGGUGGUGGAGACACUUGGGGUGGGAAUAGUAAUUUAUGGAAUAACACAGCAACAGGGAUGUUGUCACCAUUAUCGGCAUCACCACUAACUGUUCCGUCUUCUUUGGGCUUGUUUUCUGGGUGGGGUCCUGGUGGAGGAUCUGGCUCAACAUCGUCAGUAGAUUGGAGCACCGGAGGAUCAAUGUCGCAGUUGGAUUACACCAACAUUGAUUGGACCUUGGAAUCAGCGUCAAAUUUGAAGCCUUCAUCAGAGAACAACUGGUGGGUUGAUCUAGCAUCAUCUCUGAUGAAUAACAGGGAUGUAGCGUCGUCUUUGAUGAAUAACAGUCGCAUGUAUGAUUCAUGGGCUGCGGCAAAUACGAGCGCUCCUAAUCCCACAGGAUUGUCUCAGUCACCUACAAUGAUGAUGAGGUCAGCAAACUUGAAUGGAGCAGGUGGUGUCUAUACAACGGCGGGUUUGCAGCAGGAAGGAUUGACAAUGGCUUCGACGGUAACAGAGACAAUAUCAGCUUCGCAACAGGGUCCACCAUCAUCCUCUUCUGUUGGGCCACCGGCACAUGAGUGGACGUCUCCGUUUGCUGGGAAGGAUUUGUUUAGCUUACCCAGGCAGUUUGUUACAUCCCCUUCUCUGUAAGAGGAUGUGGGAAAGAUGGGGGAAAGAAAAAAGAAGAAAAAAACGACUUGCAUUUGUGUCUUCGUUGGUGUUCGUCUCUAAUGAAAAAGAUGUUGCGUUCUUAAUAUAGUUCCCCAUCCCCUUUUAUUA
Papaver somniferum (opium poppy) is the source of this 2629-nucleotide messenger RNA. Its product is annotated as ankyrin repeat and KH domain-containing protein mask-like. Gene Ontology annotation, molecular function: protein binding. Lineage: Eukaryota; Viridiplantae; Streptophyta; Magnoliopsida; Ranunculales; Papaveraceae. Bases 251 to 2500 code for a protein of 749 amino acids. The record is from RefSeq and is a predicted model, not a curated record. The transcript is spliced from 2 exons.